CCGGAGCCCCGCUCAGCCAUGGCUGAGAACCCCGGCUUGGAGAACCACCACAUGAAGAGCUUCAAGAACAAGGGCCAUGAUGUGGAAACAAUGAGAAGACACAGAAAUGAAGUGACAGUCGAACUGAGAAAGAACAAAAGAGAUGAACACUUAUUGAAAAAGAGAAAUGUUCCCCAAGAAGAAAGCUGAGAAGAUUCAGAUGUGGAUGGUGAUUUUAAAGCACAAAAUGUAACACUAGAAGCUAUAUUACAGAAUGCCACAAGUGAUAAUCCAGUGGUCCAGCUCAGUGCUGUGCAGGCAGCAAGAAAACUACUAUCCAGUGACAGAAACCCACCAAUUGAUGAUUUAAUAAAAUCAGGAAUAUUACCAAUUCUAGUCAAAUGUCUAGAAAGGGAUGACAAUCCUUCAUUACAGUUUGAAGCUGCUUGGGCACUAACUAACAUAGCCUCGGGAACAUCUGCACAGACUCAAGCUGUCGUACAGUCUAAUGCAGUACCACUUUUUCUGAGACUUCUUCAUUCACCACAUCAGAAUGUCUGUGAACAAGCAGUAUGGGCUUUGGGGAACAUUAUAGGUGAUGGUCCUCAAUGUAGAGAUUAUGUCAUAUCACUGGGAGUUGUCAAACCUCUUCUGUCCUUCAUCAACCCCUCCAUUCCCAUCACCUUCCUUCGGAACGUCACAUGGGUCAUUGUCAAUCUCUGCAGGAAUAACCCCCCACUGCCUAUGGAGACAGUUCAGGAGAUUUUGCCAGCUUUAUGUGUCCUCAUAUAUCAUACGGACAUAAAUAUUCUUGUAGAUACAGUUUGGGCUCUGUCAUAUUUGACAGAUGGAGGUAAUGAGAAGAUACAGAUGGUCAUUGAUUCAGGGGUUGUGCCAUUCCUUGUGCCCCUUCUCAGCCACCAGGAAGUGAAAGUUCAAACUGCAGCACUCAGAGCGGUUGGUAAUAUAGUGACUGGCACUGAUGAGCAGACCCAGGUUGUUCUCAAUUGUGAUGUCCUGUCACACUUCCCAAAUCUCUUGUCACAUCCAAAAGAGAAAAUUAAUAAGGAAGCAGUAUGGUUCCUUUCUAAUAUAACAGCAGGCAACCAGCAACAAGUUCAAGCUAUAAUAGAUGCUGGAUUAAUCCCUAUGAUUAUUCAUCAGCUUGUUAAGGGGGAUUUUGGAACACAAAAGGAAGCUGCUUGGGCAAUCAGCAACUUAACAAUAAGUGGCAGAAAAGAUCAGGUUAAAUACCUUGUACAACAAAAUGUAAUACCACCAUUCUGUAAUUUACUGUCAGUAAAAGAUUCUCAAGUGGUCCAGAUGGUUCUUGAUGGUCUAAAGAACAUUUUGAUAAUGGCUGGUGAUGAAGCAAGCACCAUAGCUGAAAUAAUAGAAGAGUGUGGAGGUUUGGAGAAAAUUGAAGUUUUGCAGCAACAUGAAAAUGAAGACAUAUAUAAAUUAGCAUUUGAAAUCAUGGAUCAAUAUUUCUCUAGUGAUGAUAUUGAUGAAGAUCCUAGCCUCAUUCCUGAAGCCACACAAGGAGGUACUUAUAAUUUUGACCCAACAGCCAACCUUCAAACAAAAGAGUUUAAUUUUUAAGGUCAAUUGAGUGCAGCAUCUUUCUCACGUUCAGUCUGAAGCACCACCAGAUGGCUACCAAUGAUAAGAACAACAGCAGCAGAAGGCUCCAAAACUCAUGCCUCUUCGUUUUGAUGCUUCUAAAGCAAGCCAUGUCUCAGUCACUUUCCAGUUGCCAAAAGUCACUCUCACAUGGACUGUAAAUGCAUAUGCAUGAUUUCCUAAACAGUUUUAGAAUUCUUCUAACAAUCUCAACUACCCCAUUUUUUCCCUGUUCCCUGGUGCCACAUGCUGACAACUGCAGUCUCCAGUUUAGAAUAUUUCAUAGUGGUGACAUGUCAGCUGCCCACUGAUACUCCUUUGGAAAUGGUGCGCUGUGGAUCAAGACAUUUUAGUAUGAUGCAUUUUCACAUUGGAAGACUACAGAGGUGCAGUAUGACCUGAGCCUCCAUCAUUGUUCUCCACAAACGUAUUUUCAUAUUCUUUAUGUGGACGAAUAGAUUUUAAAGUACAAGCCAAAUGAUUUUCAUUGGUGGAACUGACACACAAAAAUGACUUAAAAACAAGAAACUUGGUUAUUGAUUAAACAGAUAAGUUUUAGAAACAACUAUACUUCAUCUACCAGUAAUUGAUGUGUUUAUUAUCUGCCUCAGAAGCCAGGGUUGGAGGAAGAACUUUAGAUAUUGAUGGUAAUGCUUUCACCAUUAUACCUAAUUUUUGAGAACAGCAAGCCCUAUUUGACCACUCACUUCAGCCUGUGUGUU
Jaculus jaculus (lesser Egyptian jerboa) is the source of this 2324-nucleotide messenger RNA. RefSeq names its product importin subunit alpha-4-like. The record is from RefSeq and is a predicted model, not a curated record. Gene Ontology annotation, molecular function: protein binding; nuclear import signal receptor activity. Gene Ontology annotation, cellular component: nucleus; cytoplasm; nucleoplasm. Gene Ontology annotation, biological process: NLS-bearing protein import into nucleus. Lineage: Eukaryota; Metazoa; Chordata; Mammalia; Rodentia; Dipodidae.